GAGAGAGAGGAAGGGGGAGGAGAGAGAUGAUAUUAGGAGAGAAGAAAGAGGAGGAGAAAAAGAAGGAGGAGGGGAAAAGAAAGCCAGGAAUAGCAGCUUGGACAGAUGUGCAGAAUCAAGAGCUGGUGUUGCCAUCCAAACCCCCAGAACACUGGCGAACAGACACAAACACUCCUGCGGUAUCACCAUGUAGUUCUGAAAAAAGCAGAAUGCGGGGACUGCAGGGUCCACCUCAGAUGAGUGAGAAGAGCAGAGGGAUGCUGUGAAGCCAAAGCGUGUAAUUCCAGCCGCUGUCUUUGGAACAUCCGCACAUAAGGAAACAUGUAUGCCUUCUAUUCUCUGCUGGUCUACAUCUUUUACACCGUCUUUAAAAAAGAGGAGGAGGAGGAGGCAGCGCUCGAGGGGGCGUCUGGAGAAUCCCCUGAGGAGCCUGGCCAUGUUUCCAUGGAAACAGUGAGGAAGGGGAAGGGUAGUCACACACCCAGGUUGGGCAAAAGGGGGUUUGCAAGACUGGCUGAUUCAAGCAGCAGCAGUGAUAGUGAUGGUGCAUCUGUAAGUGAUGAAGAUGAUGAGUUCAAUGAAGGUCAUGGAUUACCUGCUAAAACACCAUUAACAGCUUUUCUGUCAUUCAAGCAAGAGGCGGAAAAGCGAAGAGUCACUACUUCUCCUGCAGAACCAAGUGAAAAGGUGUCUGAGUCUCCAUUGCUGUCUGUGAUGUCACACCUCCUGAGCUUCCUGGAGCAGUAUUCGCACCUGCAACAGCUGCAGCAGCAGGCGGAUCAGUACCGCCUGCAGCUGCGCAGACACCGAGCGCAGCACCGGAGGAAGAUGAAGGCCCUGCGUGCCUCCUACCGACAGCGUCUCCGAGACAAGAACAGUGUGAUCAACAGCCUGGAGGAAGUCCUCGCUCAGCAGCAGAGCCCGUCACCUGAAUCUGAAGGUGACUGCGUGCUUCCUGCAGUGUCUCCGGUUGGCCUGCAUAAGCUGGUUCAGUCUCUCUGCGGACUGCAGGGAGAGAAAAGUCAGCUGAGAGGAGAACUGCGCUCGCUUCAUUCCCAGCUCGAGCAGAGAGAACAAGAUCGACACACUAAAGUACAGGCCUUCCAGCAGCAGAUUGAUGAGCUGAAGAGCUGCAUUGAGGAAAGGGAAGAGGAGCUGUCCAGACUCAGAGCUGCGUCGGGAGUAACAGACUCCGAGAAACGAGUGCUUUGCUUGUCAGCAGAGAAUGAGAGUUUAAAACACAGCCUCACAGUAACGCAGGGUCUUCUGCAGCAGCUCUCAGUCAUUCCAUCCCAGUCCAGCUCAGUGCUCAUCAAGGAAAAUGAGAACCUGCGCAGUCGUGUUCUGCAGCUGGAGAGUUCAUUGCAGCAGCGGGCAGAGCAGAUGUCCCGUCUGGAGCACCAGAGAGAGCAGAGCGAGUGGACGAGGGCAGAAGAUAUCAGGAGACGAGAGGAAAGAGUGAGAGAGCUGCAGCUUCAGUUGGACAAAGAACGCAACAAGGAGCCUGUGGUUAAAUAUGUUACCCAAACUGUAGAAGUCGAGUCACCUUCAACUCUUCGCCAACUCUCUGAAGCCAAACAACAGAAUGAACGACUUUCUGAGAAGCUGAGCAGUCAGAGAGAUCGAUGCCGGCAGCUGGAGGAGAACAUCAGACGUUCGGAUGAAGUCAGCUGCAAUUUGCAACACAAGAUUGCUGCGUAUGAAAAGGAGAUGGGGACGCUGCGGGAGGAGCUGCUGAAGGAGAUCGGACAUCUUGAGGAAAAGAAAGAGGCAGCUGUGAAAGCAGCAGCUAACUGUUCUGAGGAGCAUCUGCAGAGCCUGCAGGACCAGUUCACAACCCUCCAGAAACGCUUGACUGCUCUUCCUCCUACAUUGCGGUCCAUGAAGACUGACUAUGCCAGUCUUCGCAGUCAGGUCCGCAACUUUUCAGAUUUCUAUGGAUCAGCUAUCAAAGAAGCCAAGAAACAGAUUGUGGCAGCUAUAAAUGAGAUGUCAGAGGCCAACAAAGACCUUCUGGAAAAAUACAGGAAGGAGGUUGCUCUCCGCAGGAAGUACCAUGAGCAACUGGUUGAACUUAAAGGUAAUAUCCGUGUGCUGUGCCGUGUAAAGCCAGUACUGAAGGAAGAUCAGCAUGAAGAAGGCCAAGCAGUAGUUGUGACAACAGACCCCAAUAAUGAAUCUGCACUCAUAGUUUUAAGCAAAGGAAAAGCCAAAAACUUUGAGCUAGAUAAAGUAUUUCACCCUCAGGCCACUCAAGAAGAGGUGUUCCAGGAAAUUGAGCCACUUAUCACUUCCUGUAUAGACGGAUAUCAUGUUUGCAUCUUUGCUUACGGUCAGACAGGAUCCGGCAAGACAUAUACUAUGGAGGGUACUGUUGAAAACCCCGGCAUCAACCAACGGGCCCUGAAACACCUGUUCAAUGAGAUUGAGGAAAGAAAGGACAUGUGGACAUACACCGUCAGUGUCAGUUCAGUGGAAAUUUACAACGAGGUCCUGAGAGAUCUACUUAGUAAGGACGGAGAGAAGCUUGAUAUCAAGAUCAACCCUGAUGGGACUGGUCAGCUCCAUGUUCCAGGACUCAGGGUCUUAGAGGUCAAAAACUUCCAGCAUAUCAAAAAAAUUUUGGCCAUAGCUCGAAAAAACAGGAUCACAUUUGGAACGCAGAUGAACCAGCAUAGCUCUCGAUCUCAUGCCUUGCUCACUGUGACUGUGCUGGGCACAGACCUCGCCAGUGGUGCCAAAACCACCGGCAAGCUGAAUCUGGUGGAUCUGGCUGGUUCUGAGAGGGUAUGGAAGUCUGGAGCAGAGGGUGAGAGACUGAAGGAAGCCCAGAAUAUCAAUCGCUCACUGCUGGCUCUAGGAGAUGUGAUCCAGGCCUUGAAGGCCCACCAGACUCACAUACCAUUCAGGAACUCACGACUCACCUACCUGCUACAGGACUCGCUGGGAAAAGGCAACAAAACCGCCAUGGUUGUUCAGGUUUCGUCUCUUGAAAGCAAUGUUGGAGAGACCCUGUGCUCACUCAAAUUUGCCCAGCGAGUAUGCAAGGUGGAGCUUGGUCCUGCUGCACGGAAAAUCGAGACAGGAGGUCACAAUGAAAACAAAAGUUAAUGCAAACCAUCAACCCUCACAAGGAUCCACAGGACCAGUCGAUGGACAAGCCUUGCACUUUUCAGCCUGUGGUCAAAGCUUCCAAUCCAACUCAAGGGCUACAUUUCUGGAAAUGUCUAUGACUCCACAUGAGUUCCAGUUUCUUCCUGCUACAUAGCAAUGGCAUUUCUCCACCAGCAGAAAUGCAUGUCAAAGUCUCACCUACAUCAGUAUCAAGACAAGCUGUCCGUCAGUUAAAAAUAUGACUGACUGAAAAAUCUUCACAAGGAAGGAGUGGUGAGGAUAUUUCAGAUAAUCUUACAUAAAACAAUGUUUUGGAGUCACAACACAAGAGACCACAGUAUCCAAAUUGUGUAAAACGCUUGAAAUUUAUACCGAUAUUCACUCAAAGAAAAGUUAUUUGGUAUAAUAUAUAGUCUAGGAGGUAAUGGCCAAGUGUUACUGUGUAUGACUGGUGUGGACAUCCAUAAUUAUGUUGUGUUACGUGUAGAACCAGCCAAUAUAUCUUUGUUCACUGCACAAGGUGGUGGUAUUUAAAAUACAGGCUAAUAACCAGAAGGUCACACUUUCAUGGUGAUUCACGAAUGGUAAAGGAAGUCAGGAUUUGGAAAAGCAAGCAUCUGCUAUAGAUGAGAAUGAAUGUAACUACAGCUCAUGAUACUAUGUGCAAUAGCACCUCUUAGUGGUGGACUUCUUAUGUUUUGGGUUUGGAAGUAACCACAUUGGGGAAAAUGUUACUAUUAACAAUAAUAUACAUUCAUCAUUAAUUCUAAAUUACCAACCAUACAACUAUCAAGAUAUUUAAAAUGUAAAAAGUAUUAACUUUGAGAUGUUUAGGAUACAUUUAAGUUUAAUGUAAAUUGUCAUUGUUGUUUAGUCAUGUUAGUUAUAGCCAUGUUACAGUGGGAGGAUGAGGAAUGCACUUUAACGCUGAAGACUUGUGCUGCCCAUACAACUUGUCUUUUAACCAAAAUCAGAGUAGGUCUAUUAGUUUGUUUCUGAAAGUUAGAAACUAUUAAAAGGGAUAGUUUACCCAAAAAUGAAAAUUCUGUAUCACUUAUGAAAUCACUGUUCACUUAUGAAAAAAGCUGAAAACCUGUAACCAUUGGCUUCCAUACUAGGAUAAACAAAUAAUAUAGAAGUCAAAGGUUUCAGGUUGUCAGCUUUCUUCAAAAUACCUUUGUUUGUGUUUAGCAGAAGAAAGAAACUCGAAAAGGUUUGGAAUGUACACUACCAGUCAAACGUUUGGAAUCAGAAAGAUCAUGUUUGAUUACCAAUGCUGCAUUUUUAUAUGAUCAGUAAAAACUGCUCAAUUGUGAAAUAAUACAAUUUUAAGUAAAAAAAAUUUGAUAUUGAAUGUUAUUUCAAAUUUUAUUUAUUCCUGUGAUUUAAAGCUGAAUUUGAUCAUCACUACUCCAGUCUUCAGUGUCACAUGAUCAUUCAGAAAUCAUAAUAAUAUGCCGAUUUGCUGCAGAUAUUUCUUGCUAUGAUAAUUGUUCUAUUAUGAUCAGUUAUUUCUGGUACUGAAACUUUUCAGAAAUUUUACAAUGCUGAAAAACUUUUAUCUUGCUUCUUAGUAUCAUAGAAAUUGUAAUACAUUUUACUUUUAAGAUUCGUUGACAAAAGUUACAAAUAAUAGAACUUAUUUGCAUUUUGUUUUUACAUUAUAAAUACAUUUACUUUCCCUCUUAAGCAAUUUAUUGUGAUAAUUAAUGCAUUCUUAAUGGUACAUUUGAAAGUUAUAGUAUCAGCAGUUAUUGUAUCACCAACUACAAUAAUUAUAAUAAGGGAGGCGUCUUCUUAAACAGAUCAUAAUAAUUUAAAAAAUGAUGUGACACUGAAGUGUAACCAUGCUUAAAAUUCAGAUUUAACCCACAAAAAUCAAUUACAUGUUAGCUACAUUCAAUAACAGCUAUAUAUCAUACUGCAAUAACAUUUCAUAUUCUUGAUUUUAUAAAUGCAGCCUUUGUGAGCAGAAUAAGCUUAAUAUAGAACAUUUUAAAAGUCUUAAUGAUUCCACGCUCAUCACUAGUGGUGUACAUCAUCACAAAAAGGUUAAUGU
This is a messenger RNA of Danio aesculapii, 5173 nucleotides long. RefSeq names its product kinesin-like protein KIFC3. Bases 322 to 3111 code for a protein of 929 amino acids. The record is from RefSeq and is a predicted model, not a curated record. The transcript has 20 exons. Lineage: Eukaryota; Metazoa; Chordata; Actinopteri; Cypriniformes; Danionidae. Gene Ontology annotation, molecular function: microtubule motor activity; microtubule binding; ATP binding. Gene Ontology annotation, biological process: microtubule-based movement.